This is a messenger RNA of Haplochromis burtoni (Burton's mouthbrooder), 5441 nucleotides long. RefSeq names its product atrial natriuretic peptide receptor 1. NCBI's taxonomy places the organism in Eukaryota, Metazoa, Chordata, Actinopteri, Cichliformes, Cichlidae. Gene Ontology annotation, biological process: intracellular signal transduction; protein phosphorylation; receptor guanylyl cyclase signaling pathway. The transcript is spliced from 22 exons. Gene Ontology annotation, molecular function: guanylate cyclase activity; protein kinase activity; ATP binding. The coding region runs from base 409 to 3669 and encodes 1086 amino acids. The record is from RefSeq and is a predicted model, not a curated record. Gene Ontology annotation, cellular component: membrane.
UUUGCCUCUGCCGUGCAGCCCUGGUCUGGUUCCUCCCCCCGCUCCUCCCCGGCUCUCCGCCCUGCAGGCUGUGGUCGGUCCGGGUGCUCCGCCGCUGUGUGGCAGUGGGAGCUGAGUGGGCUCGGGCUGACACUCCGGAGGUCUCGUGCCUGUGACCUGAGCGGACUUGGAGGAUUUACAGCUGAUCUGCACGCACCGAGGGUCGCGGCUGCGCACGUGAACGCGCUGAAUAGGGUGGACGGUCUUCCAGGAACGCUUCAGGGAGUUUGUCUCCCCCGCCUCGGCGAGGCCUUUAAGGACUGACGGAGCAGAUUGUUGGAGUGAGGUGAGGCGUGGCGGCAGCUCGCGCUGUGCUCAGCAUGUGAUUAGGCUUUGCUUACAGCGAGUUUCACACCUCAGGCCUGUCUAAUGCCUCUGUUGUGUCUCUGCAGCUCGCGGCGCUCGGUUACCCAGCUGCGGUGGACGUGGACCACCUGUGGGUGGAGGAUGGCCCGCUGGAAGGAAGGCGCCACCCUCCUGCUGGCUCUGCCGGUUCUGCUCAGCCUGCCAGUGGAGGCCCGAACUCACGGCCCGGGUCAAACCCAGCAUGACCACGAACGCCUCCAGAACAUCACACUGGCUGUCAUUUUACCAGAGAACAACACCAGAUACCCGUGGGCGUGGCCUCGCAUCGGCCCUGCUGUGGACCGGGCCGUCAGAAACAUCAACGCCGACCCCACCCUCCUCCCCAACCAUCACCUUGUGUACUUCUUCAAGAACAGCCAGGACAAGGAUGGGAUGUGCUCCGAGUCCGUCGCCCCGCUCAUGGCGGUGGACCUGAAACUCGCCUACAACCCGUGGGCGUUCAUCGGGCCCGGCUGCUCCUACAGCUCCUCCCCCGUCGGCCUCUUCACCACCCACUGGAGCGUCCCCAUGGUGACGGCAGGCGCCCCGGCCGUGGCGUUUUCCAGCGGAACGUACCUGUCCAUCACCAACACGGGGCCAACGCACAAGAAGCUUGGGCGGUUCGCGGUGCGGAUCUGCGAGCAUUUUGGGUGGCGGGAACAGGUGAUGGUUGUCUUCAGCGACAACAAGAAGGACGACCGGCCGUGCUACUUCGCCAUCGAGGGUCUGUACAUGGAGCUGAGCAACAUCAACAUCAGCGUCGAGGAAAGCGUGUUCAUGGAGGAGUCCGUGACCUACUCCCAGAUCCUCUCCAAAAUCCAGGAUAACGGGCGAGUGGUCUUCGUCUGCUGUUCUCCUGACGUCUUCAGGAAGUUGAUGGUUGAGUUCAGGCGGGAAAAUCUCACUCACGAGCAGUACGUCUUUUUCUAUCUCGACGUGUUCGCCGACAGCCUGAAAUCUGAACACCGCCAGCCGUGGCGCCGCGGGGACCGUGAGGACGCUAUUGCCAAGGAAGCCUUCCAGAGUGUGAAGAUCCUGACGUACCGAGAGCCUCAGAACCCCGAGUACCAGGAGUUUGUCCAGAACCUGAAGGCAGAUGCCAAGGACAUGUUCAACUACACCAUAGAGGACUCACUGAUGAACAUCAUUGCUGGAGGCUUUUAUGACGGCCUGAUGCUCUACGCUCACGCUUUGAACGAGUCCAUGUUGGCGUCCAACGAGCGUCCGAAGGGGAAGGACGUGACCCCGAGGAUGUGGAACCGAACCUUCCCCGGUGUGACAGGGCUGCUCCACCUGGAUGACAGCGGGGACCGAGAGACCGACUUUGCUCUGUGGGACAUUGUAGACACCAACAGCACCACCUUCCAGAUCGCUAUGGUGUACAGCACCACUGAGGAGCAUCUGACCGCCAUACCUGGAACACACCUGUACUGGCUGGGCGGAGCCCCUCCCCCUGAUUUUCCUGUCUGUGGCUUCAAGAACGACAACCAAGUCUGUCUCGCAAAAACCAUCACCGUCUACCAGAUGGUCUCCAUCGUGGUCAUCUUCUUCUUCAUCUUGAUCCUGACCAUCGCCAUCUUCAUCUACAGGAGGAUGAAGCUGGAGAAGGAGCUGGUAGCUCAGCUCUGGAGGAUCUCCUGGGACGACAUCCAGAUGAGCGACCUGAACAAGGUGCUGCGGAGCGGCAGCAAGCUCACACUGUCACUGAGAGGCUCAAACUACGGCUCCUUGAUGACCGGAGACGGGAAUCUGCAGAUUUUUGCAAAGACCGGAUACCACAAGGGGAACAUCGUGGCCAUCAAAUACAUCAACAAGAAACGCAUCGAGCUCAACAGGAAGGUGCUGUUUGAGCUCAAACACAUGAGAGACGUCCAGAAUGAACACCUGACCAGGUUCAUUGGAGCGUGCAUCGACCCCCCCAACUGCUGCAUCGUCACAGAGUACUGCUCCAGAGGCAGUCUGCAGGACAUCUUGGAGAACGACAGCAUCACUCUGGACUGGAUGUUUAAAUAUUCCCUCAUUAACGACAUCGUAAAGGGCAUGCUUUUCCUCCACAACAGCGUCAUCUUCUCCCACGGUAAACUCAAGUCCUCCAACUGCGUCGUGGAUAACCGCUUCGUCCUAAAGAUCACCGACUACGGUUUGUCCAGCUUUCGGUCUGAGAGCGACGCAGCUAGCGACGCUCAUGCCUACUACGCCCAGAAGCUGUGGAUGGCUCCAGAGCUGCUCAGGAUGGAGUGUCCUCCUCCUCAGGGAACCCAGAAAGGAGACGUCUACAGCUUCGGCAUCAUCCUCCAGGAGGUGGCGCUUCGACGAGGAGCCUUCUACCUGGAGGGAGACCCGCUCAGCCCUAAAGAGAUCGUGGACCGCGUGAUUCUGGGGGAGUGGCCCUGCCUAAGGCCGACCAUCGACUCGCAGAGUGACCGCCCCGAGCUGGGUCAGCUGAUGGAGCGCUGCUGGGCCGAAGAGCCGACGGAGAGACCCGAGUUCAACCAGAUCCGAGUGCUGCUGCGCAAACAGAACAAGGAGUCACGGACCAACAUCCUGGACAACCUCCUGUCCCGGAUGGAGCAGUACGCCAACAACCUGGAGGAGCUGGUGGAGGAGCGAACGCAGGCGUACCACGAGGAGAAACGCAAGGCCGAAGCCCUGCUGUACCAGAUACUACCACAUUCGGUGGCCGAGCAGCUGAAGCGUGGAGAGACGGUUCAGGCUGAAGCCUUCGACUCGGUCACCAUCUACUUCAGCGACAUCGUGGGCUUCACCACCAUCUCCGCAGAGAGCACGCCGAUGGAGGUGGUGACUCUGCUCAACGACCUCUACACCUGCUUCGACGCCAUCAUCGACAACUUUGACGUUUACAAGGUGGAGACCAUCGGCGACGCCUACAUGGUGGUGUCGGGGCUGCCGGUGAGGAACGGGAAGCUGCACGGCCGAGAGAUCGCCCGCAUGGCGCUCGCCCUGCUGGACGCCGUCAGAGCCUUCAAGAUCCGCCAUCGACCCGAGCAGCAGCUAAAGCUGAGGAUCGGCAUUCACAGCGGUCCCGUGUGUGCGGGCGUGGUUGGUCUGAAGAUGCCUCGGUACUGCCUGUUUGGCGACACCGUCAACACGUCAUCACGUAUGGAGUCCACUGGCGAAGCGCUGAAGAUCCACGUGUCGGCGGCGACUCGAGACGUUCUGCUAGAGUUCAACUGCUUUCAGCUGGAGCUCCGAGGGGAAAUCGACAUCAAGGGCAAAGGGAAGAUGACCACCUAUUGGCUGCUGGGAGAGAGCGACAGCCAAUGACAAAGCACUGUCAACAGGAGGACGACAGGAGAGGACGGAAGAAACGAGGAAAAGAACUGAGGAGUGAAUAAGGGGUAACACCGCUACAGAUGAGGGGACGAGGAAAGGACAGAAGGGAGCGCAGCUUGAAGGAAAGGAGGACUCACUCGAGCGCUCCCCGCCUCCUUGCUGCUUCUCAUCUCCGAGCAGAAGGACUUUGGAUGGAUUGGGACUGUCGGACGGGAGGAAGUGACACAGGAACGGAGGCACACAAGGACCCGGACUCUCCUCACACUCGGAUCAAAAGUGUCCUGCUUUCCGGUCCUGGAAAAAGAGUUUUUCGCCGUCGUCUCGCUGGUACUCCGAGCAGUUUGUCUCUCCACGCUGACGUUCACCAUGCUGCCUCUUCUUCACUUUUAUGUGGCCCUGCAUUCAUCAUCUUCAUUUCCUGUCCCUGCUGUCACUGGAGGAGGGGCACCUGGACAGAGCGCCGCCAUGCUAAGAUGGUGAGGCUAAGGCUAGCCAGCAGGUUUGAACCUGGAACCUCGUUGCUGUGAGUCAGCGGCGCUAACCAUUAACGUGGGGUGUAAUCUGAGCUCAGUACUGCCCCUGAGGCCAGACACAGGAAGCACCCACACCACAGCAGAGAGACGCUGUUUGUCCUGCCUGAGAAGCAAACACAGCUUCUGUGGGAGGAACAUCUGUGCUGUAGCCCCUCCCAAAACCUCUGACGUCAGCGGCUGCGGCUUUGAGCACGUUUAUUUGGUGGAGCCGCACAUUUAAGAUGACCUCCUCACAGUGAGGGUGAGACAGCGUAAAGUGCAACGUUAAAAAUGCAGAGCUGCUCUGAUUCUAGCGAGUAAAGACCGGAAGAGCCUGAACCUGCAGGGACCAACGGGAGCGCUUUAUAUACCUGCAAAAACAACCACGCUAACGUCCUCCUGCUUCCUCUUUGCCUCUUGUUUUCAUGUGACGUCCAUGACAGGAAGAACACCUGAUAGGGCAGAAACGCAGGAAGUGAUGUGGGUUAGCUUCCUCGGGGGAGACUCGGCACAGCUGAGCUGACGGAGGCUGUUCAGCAGUUUGCUCUCUGUAUAUAAAUCAGUUUCACUGCAGUGAAGUCAAGUUUGUUUCACCUGAUUUUGUUCGAUAUCCCGACGGGACGAACACAUCGGAUCGGCCAGAGAGACAAAGGAGUCAAUCUAAUCUGUGAACUACAGCGUUCUCCAAAUAUCAUCAGUGAGGAAAAAACAGUCAAAGUUUCAGAAGCAUCAGUGUUUUUAUCACACAUGGUGAAGUGAGGAGUGAGCGCGGGCCCUCAGCUGCGUGCUGUCUGUUUGCAUCCCUGCAGCCAGGAGCUCCUGACUCAGGCUCGUAUACCACAGAGGACGCUGUGCAUCAGAAAAACGCUGAAGCUAAAAACAAAGCGCUGAGUUUGGGGACUGUUCUUCAAUAAGCAACCAGAUCAGCGUACGUCACCUCGCAACGAUCAAAGAAUCAACAUGGAAACCGCGCUGCCGUUUCAGAGCCCGAGAGGAACAAAAGACUGCAGAGCUGCAACGUGUCCGAGCACACGGUCGUCUUCUGCAGCUGCUCUACAGCAAACGCACAUCUGUGAGGCGCCGUCACAAACAGCUGGAGAACAUCAGAGACUUUCACCAAUCAGUGUUGAAUGGAUCAUUAUAACAUCUGCACAUGUUUCAGAUCAUUUAAAGUAAUUUAUAUUCUGCUUAUUGAAACUAGAUCAACGUAUUUUAAUCCCACCAUCGUCUGAAUAAAAGCCUCGAGCUGUG